Molecule: messenger RNA, 987 nt
Organism: Anopheles cruzii
Lineage: Eukaryota; Metazoa; Arthropoda; Insecta; Diptera; Culicidae
Product: protein atonal
Exons: 1
Coding region: 1-987 (328 amino acids)
Molecular function (GO): protein dimerization activity
Source: RefSeq, a predicted model, not a curated record
AUGGCGAGUGACUUUAGCCGGCAUCAAUCGUUCUACUACUACGGUCACGAAGCGAUGCCUCAGUGCGGUGUAAAUGUAAAAAUGGAGCACCUUGAGGUGCCCUCAACUCUCGCCGACAGUUACGGUGGUUCGGCGAUGUACGGAUUCGGUCAGGUGACCACCGCUUCCAACGCACCCAUGGUUCAGCAAACUUCCUCCGUGGCGCCGAACGUGGUGGUCCUGCCCGGGUUCAUGGACAACUCAUACCCGGAAAGCUGGAUGACACCGAGUCCGUCCAGUUUCGGGUCCGAAAGCCCCGAGUACUACUCGCUGGCCAACUCGCCCCAACGCAGCUUCAUUGACGUCGAGGAGUACAAGGAAAAUCUGCUCGGCAUGCAGCGGCAACAGCAUCAGCAGCAGCAACCAUCUACGACCCAGAUGUCACCGCCGACUCUUCCCCUGUCGCCACCACUAGGUGCCCACGCUCAGCAGCAGCAGUGUUUGGGUAACCGAGCGGCCGUGGCUCCACAGGCGUCGAUCGCAACCGCCCCACCAACGGGGCCUAGCCUGCCGGUCAAAAAGCGACAGUACAACCGGAAACCGAAGGUCAAGCAGCCGGAACAGCUACCGGCUUCCGGGCAAACCGAAGCUACCUCCGCCACGGAACUGUCCUGUCUGACGUUUGCCAAAACGUUCACGAAAUCCGCGACCCAGGAUCCGGCGCCUCAUCUAGAAUCCCACCCCAACGGAGCGCUCCUGACGACGACCGGCGGUGGCUGUGUCGCAAUCGGGAAGCGGAAGCGCAAACUGGUGUCACCGGUGAUCAAGAAGAAACGUCGGCUGGCGGCCAACGCACGCGAGCGUAAGCGGAUGCAGAGCCUAAACGAUGCUUUCGAUCGGCUGCGACAGUAUCUGCCCUCGCUGGGAAACGAUCGGCAGCUCUCCAAGCACGAAACACUGCAGAUGGCGCAGACCUACAUCACCGCGCUUUACGAGCUGCUGCAGUAG